Aphanomyces invadans is the source of this 713-nucleotide messenger RNA. RefSeq lists its product as hypothetical. NCBI's taxonomy places the organism in Eukaryota, Oomycota, Saprolegniomycetes, Saprolegniales, Verrucalvaceae. The record is from RefSeq and is a predicted model, not a curated record. Bases 15 to 659 code for a protein of 214 amino acids. The transcript is spliced from 5 exons.
GUUCCAUCGCAAGAAUGAGCUGCACCCACGAGCAUGCGGACCACGACCAUUCCCACGAUCAUGACCAUUCCCACGAAGCCGAAGAUGCUGAUGGCGAGUCCCUGUUCCAGUACAUUGACACAAGCAAAGUUCGUUGCUUGAACGCUUUGGAUGAGGAGCACCGCACUCACCCGUUCAAGAGCGCGGCCCACAAGAAAAACAAAGACACGUACUUGGAGUCCAACGAAGACGACCCAGAAUUGAUCGUGUACAUUCCUUUUACUGAAGCUGUCAAUGUCAAGUCGAUUUGCAUUUCCGGCGGUGAAGAUGGUUUGCAUCCGAAAUCUGUAAAGUUGUUUGCCGGCCGCGAGGACAUUGACUUUACCAAUGCGACGGAACUACCACCGCUUCAAAAGUUGGAACUAACGGAAGAUUUCGAUGCCCACAUCGACUACCCGCUUCACUUGCGCAAAUUUCAAGGAGUGAGCAGCCUCACUCUUUUCUUUGACAUGAGUUUUGGCGGGGACCAAACUCGCCUGUACUACAUUGGCCUCAAGGGCGAAUCCAAAAAGUGGCGCCACGGUGUCGUCGAGUGCGUGUACGAAAGCCGCCCGCAGUUCAGCGACCACAAAGUCCCCGGUUCCGCUAUGUUCAACACGUCGUCACGAGAAUCUGCAUGAUGCAACAAUGCAGUGCAUUUCCUCUUAAAUAUACACUCGACUACUCGUUGUCUA